AUGUCUUGGAGCCCGGGAACGCACGAAAAGCAGCCGCAGCAUCGAGAGCCGCACGCCGCGAGGUUUCGUUGCCCCCGCCUGCGAACACCUUUUCCAUCGACGCACACCCGUGCCGGGGACGACGGGGCUCGGUGGAGGUCUGAACUUCGAUCGCCGACACUUUACAUUCUUUGCAAGUCCUUUUUCGGCUGUAGAGGUAGAGAUGCAAAUUGCUGGUUGUUCAAGGCCUUCACGAGCUAUCUGGCAAACUUUUCCGCUUUCCACAACCGCAAGGGCUGGACGGACGAGGGCAAUCUUGACAGAAACUCGCAGACAGGAAGCCUGAAUGAGGAGGGCGUGGGAGCGAGCCGAGACACAAUCGACGCGUUCCAGACAGGUUUCCUGGCGGCGGCGUGGCCGCUUCGCCGGUUUGCUGCGCAGCAGCUGGUCAUAGCGUUCGAUUUUUUUUUUGUUUUGCCUAAGAUCAGUGCCUUCUGGGGUUCUGGCGUCGGCCUAAAGAAUGUUUGGUGGGAUGCACUCGGCCGCGGGGCUCGUCGUGAAUGCAGCGACGGCCGCAAGGAAUUCACCCCUUCUUCCGAGACCGAUCUGGUCGACUGGGGGGCCCUUCAUUCGCGUUUCAAGAUGAAGCUCACGCGCGCAUCGCUCGGCGCCGCGGCCGCGGUCCUCUCCUCCGCCCGGCAAGCAAGCGCUCCCCGCCAAGUCAACAACAGGCAGACAAUCAACACUCAACAGCCGGCAAUGCCCAGCGGCACAAACCUGCUCGGCGGGGACGCUGAAGGUUACAGUUUCCAACCCCGAACCCGCAGCUGCCUCCACAUGCACCCCGGAUAUUCCCCGGUUUAA
Besnoitia besnoiti is the source of this 843-nucleotide messenger RNA. RefSeq lists its product as uncharacterized. The record is from RefSeq and is a predicted model, not a curated record. The transcript is spliced from 2 exons. NCBI's taxonomy places the organism in Eukaryota, Apicomplexa, Conoidasida, Eucoccidiorida, Sarcocystidae. The coding region runs from base 1 to 843 and encodes 280 amino acids.